AUGGCUCAGCCAAGCGAAGAGUUGCAGCAAGAGCUUCUAUCCGUGUUGACAGGAAACUAUUUGACAUACUCGGUGUUGUGCCUUGUGGUGUACGAAUACUCCAUAACUCUACACCAAGAGGUUGCCGUGGUAUGGAGAAGGAAACCUACGGUCACCUCGGUGCUACUGCUUACCACUCGAUGGCUUAUGCUUCUCAACCCGAUUCUGAAUGCGACACCCUCAACAGGAGCAUGGUGUGAGUCCGAGUCUGCCGAAUGGAAUUAUGAUGAAUUUAUUGACCUCAUGUCACCACAUAUCAUCCCAAGGUGUAAACAAGCUUUCGUACUGGACAAGCUUAUCUACUUCAUGGAGACGGUACUGGUCUCAUUGUUCUCUGCCCUGCGAGUCUGGGCACUCUGGCGGGAGUCAUGGACGAAAUAUGCCUUGCUUACCAUUAUACUCAUAUUAGGAACAGUCCCCGUUGGAACAAACAUUUUCCUAUGGGCGCGUUCUGUAAUCGAAUACACGGUCACUCCGUCGCUCAUUACAUGCACCUACAUUGACAAAAUUCCGCCAAACUUGAACACGAACGUCCUUCUGGUUAUAAAUAUUCUUGAUCUCCUCACAUUCUCUGAAAGCGGAAACGAUGGCACCUACAUAAACAUCUUUGUCUCGUUCAUGCCCCUUUUGCUGGUGCAGCGCUUCAUGCUCAACCUCCGCCGGCUCGGCACCGCCGAUGGAAGCAGCUCAGAUACACACCAUCCCUCCCUCCCCUCCAUUAGCUUCAGGGCUCCCUCUGAUUUCCUUGGGAAUAUUGGAGAGCCUCUGGACCACAGCCACUUGGAGCGAGUUGAAGGCAUUGGUGACGACGACAGCUGGGAGGCAGAAGAGCUACGAGGAGGACUCGAAGAGGGUUUCGCACACCAGCCGGAUCCGCCAGUUUUAUACCAAGAUGGUACAAUUGAAACCGCCGGCGUGGCCGCCACAGCACUGAAGUCCGCCGAACACUCAAGCGAGAGGGACGUCAUUGUAUUCGAGUCGUCCGCUUACUCACGCGAAACGGUGGAAGUUGGGCCUUCUGCGAUUGCCCAUUAGGCAAG
Molecule: messenger RNA, 1079 nt
Organism: Phanerochaete carnosa HHB-10118-sp
Lineage: Eukaryota; Fungi; Basidiomycota; Agaricomycetes; Polyporales; Phanerochaetaceae
Exons: 9
Coding region: 1-1074 (357 amino acids)
Source: RefSeq, a predicted model, not a curated record